Peromyscus californicus insignis is the source of this 2473-nucleotide messenger RNA. It is a transcript of the gene Dmp1, whose product is annotated as dentin matrix acidic phosphoprotein 1. The record is from RefSeq and is a predicted model, not a curated record. Gene Ontology annotation, molecular function: extracellular matrix binding. Gene Ontology annotation, biological process: extracellular matrix organization; ossification. NCBI's taxonomy places the organism in Eukaryota, Metazoa, Chordata, Mammalia, Rodentia, Cricetidae. Gene Ontology annotation, cellular component: extracellular matrix. The coding region runs from base 108 to 1577 and encodes 489 amino acids. The transcript has 6 exons.
UGGAGAGCCGCUUCUUCGAGAUUCCUCUGUGAGAACUUCAACUUGUUUUUUGACCUUUUGGGAAAAGACCUUGUGAACUAGAGAGGGUGGAGAGAUCACAUGCAAAUAUGAAGACUGGUAUCCUACUUAUGUUCCUGUGGGGGUUAGCCUGUGCCCUCCCAGUUGCCAGGUAUCAGAAUACUGAAUCCGAGAGCUCAGAAGAGUGGAUGGGCGGUUUGGCUCAGUCACCACCACCCCCCACGAACAGUGAGUCAUCAGACGAGACUAAAGUUAGCUCAGAGGAACAGGCGAACGAUGACCCCAGCGACAGCACUGAGUCUGAAGAGGAUGUGGACUCUGACGGUGACCAGCAUGCUUACAGACCCGCGGGUGGUCUCUCUAAGAGUGUGGGGACAGAAGCUGAUAAGGAAGAUGACGAAGAUGACAGUGGAGACGACACCUUUGGUGACGAGGACAACGGCCCAGGACCUGAAUGGGGAGGACGCUCCAGACCGGACAGUGAUGAGGACUCGGCAGACACCACACAAUCCAGUGAAGACUCUCAAGAAGACCAUGCCCAGGAUGCCCCCAGUGACAGCAGGGACCGUGAGGAUGAGGCAGACAGCCGGCCUGAGGCCGGUGACUCCACUCAGGCCAGCGAGAGCGAGGAACAUUGGGUAGGAGGGGGCAGUGAGGGGGAGAGCAGCCAUGGGGACGGCUCUGAGUUUGAUGAUGAGGAAGGGAUGCUGAGUGAUGACCCCGAGGGUACCAGGAGCGACCGGGGCCACACCAGGAUGAGCAGCGCUGGCAUCAGGUCAAAAGAAUCCAAAGGGGACCAGGAGCUCACGAGCGCUCGGGAUCCGGACGACAGCCAGUCUGUGGAAUUGUCCAGCAGUAAGUCCUUCAGAAGGUCCCAGGUCUCCGAGGAAGAUGACAGAGGUGAGCUCCCAGACAGCAGGAGCAGGGAAACCCAGAGUGACUCCACAGAGGACACCGUCUCCAAGGAGGACACAGCCGAGAGCCGGUCCCAGGAAGACAGUCCAGAGGGACAAGACACCAGCAGUGAGUCCAGUGAGGAGGCCGGUGGGCCGUCCCAGGAAAGCAGCAGUGAGUCUCAGGAGGGGGUGGCCGGCGAGCCCAGGGGUGACAACCCAGAUUACACCAGUCAGGCGGGCGACCGAGACGACAGCAGCGAGUCCAGUGAGGAGGACAGCCUGAACACACUCUCCAGCUCCGAGAGCCGGUCCACGGAGGAGCAAGCCGACAGCCAGUCCAGCGAGAGCCUCGGACUGUCGGAGGAGAGUCAGGAGUCGGCCCAGGAUGGGGACAGCUCCAGCCAGGAAGGCCUGCAGUCCCAGAGCGCAUCAGGGGAGAGCAGGAGCCAGGAGAGCCAGUCUGAGCAGGAGGAGAGUGACAGUGACUCCCGGGACAGCAGCAGGUCCAAAGAGGACAGCAACUCUACAGAGAGCACAUCGAGCAGUGAGGAAGACCGCCACCCCAAAAACAUGGAGGCAGACGGCAGGAAACUCACAGUCGAUGCGUACCACAACAAACCCAUCGGGGACCAGGAUGACAAUGAUUGCCAAGACGGCUACUAGCCUCAGCCUGACCCAGGAAGGGCUCUCACAGGAGGGGGUCUUGGGGGCCAAGAGGAGGGAGUUCGCUGCAACUGUAACUUAUGGUUUGAUCAGACGUAAAGCCAGGACCUUUUCUUUCUGUGAGGAAUGGCUCACGUUACUCUGUUUCCUAGGGAGUUGAAGUAAUGUCGGAACACGAUGUAGGAACACACACAGGGAGAGUGAACAAAGGAAGGUGUGCUCGCAGUGGCCUCACAGAUGGAGUUGCCCUGACUCACUCACCCGACAGUUACUGGGGUUCUGUGAAGCACCAGGCACAGCACUAGGGGCUGGGGACGGGUGGGUGUUUCAGGCUACUUUGCUCCCGAGGAGCCUAUAGAGAGACAGGCAAAACGGAAACAUUAAAGAGCACCAGUGAAGGGGGCCCAUGCCAUGGCAGAGGUCUGCAGAGAAUGUGUGGGGCACAGCAAGGGGGACCAGCUUCGCCCUGGAGAACUAGAGGGUUUCACGGCCGCAAAGCCUGAGUUGGAGGGUUCCAUAGAAUCUCUCAGCUGAAGACAAUAUAAAUUCUAUUUAUUCUUGAGGGAAACAGUAUUAAAUCUUAUUCAAUCAAUGUUUAGCUUGUAAAGGAGUUCUCAAGCCAUGGCACAAUGGGUUAUCUUGGAUAAAUAUUUUUUUUUCCCCAAUUCAUUUACCCCAUUCAGUGCUUUUGUGGACCUUCUGUAAACACUGCCUUAUUGAUGAUGAUAUGGAUAAUUUGGUGGGGAGAUAGGAGAAAAAAAUAAUUUUAACAAGGUUGUAUAGCUUUAUUUUUUUCCCCAAACUAUCCAGAGUCUUUUACAUGUGUUGCACAUAGCAACAUUCUGUACAUAGGACUCGACUGUUUUUUGUUUUUUUGUAAUUUUUUUUUGUCAAGU